Messenger RNA from Menidia menidia (Atlantic silverside), 2738 nucleotides. The record is from the annotation of a GenBank genome assembly. NCBI's taxonomy places the organism in Eukaryota, Metazoa, Chordata, Actinopteri, Atheriniformes, Atherinopsidae.
UUGUGUCUCGUGUUGUUGUGUGAUGCAGCUAGUUGGCCAGCUUCAUUUGUUUCGUAGAGCGUUAGCUAGCUGGCUAGUAUAACGUUAUCACUGUAUUUAUAUGAAACUGCUUUAAACCAAAGCGAGAGAAGAAUGAGAAGAGUUACCUUAUUUGUUAACGGGACAUCUAAAAAUGGCAAGGUUGUAGCAGUUUAUGGGACCUUGUCUGAUUUACUGUCCGUAGCAAGCAAUAAGCUGGGAAUCAAAGCCUGCUGUUUGUACAAUGGAAAGGGUGGUCUCAUAGAUGACAUUGCCCUAAUCCGUGAUGACGAUGUCCUGUAUGUGUCAGAAGGAGACCCAUUCAUUGACCCACAAAAUGAAGCCAAGGAUACAUCCGAUGGAGCACACACCGACUGGCUCACCCUUAAUAUCGGUGGCCGUCUCUUCACGACCACCAGGAGCACUUUGGUCAGCAAGGAGCCGGAGAGUAUGCUCGCUCACAUGUUUCGCGAAAAAGAUGUGUGGGGAAACAAGCGGGAUGAUCACGGCGCUUACCUAAUCGACCGCAGCCCCGAAUACUUUGAGCCUAUUCUCAAUUAUCUGAGACAUGGCCAGCUCAUUAUCAAUGAGGGUAUAAACAUAAAAGGAGUCCUCGAGGAGGCCCGCUUCUUUGGAGUUGAGCAGUUGGCUGAACAGCUGGAAGUAGCAAUCAAGGUGAACUCGCAGCCCCCGGAGGACCACUCGCCCAUUUCCCGCAAAGAGUUUGUGCGUUUUCUUUUAGCAACACCCACAAAGUCCGAGCUCCGCUGUCAGGGGCUUAAUUUCAGUGGUGCUGACCUCUCCCGGCUGGAUCUGCGCUAUAUUAAUUUCAAGAUGGCUAAUCUCAGCCGCUGCAAUCUGUCCCAUGCUAAUCUGUGCUGUUCCAAUCUGGAGCGGGCUGACCUCUCUGGAGCCAAUCUGGAUGGUGCUAACUUACAAGGAGUGAAGAUGCUCUGCUCCAAUGCCGAGGGGGCUUCUCUCAAAGGAUGCAACUUCGAAGAUCCAUCCGGCCUGAAGGCCAACCUGGAAGGUGCAAACCUGAAAGGAGUCGACAUGGAAGGGAGCCAGAUGACCGGCAUCAACCUGCGUGUGGCCACUCUGAAAAAUGCAAAGCUGAAGAACUGCAACCUGCGGGGGGCCACUUUAGCAGGGACUGAUCUGGAGAACUGCGACCUGUCGGGCUGUGAUCUACAAGAGGCCAACCUGAGAGGGUCAAAUGUGAAAGGAGCCAUUUUCGAAGAGAUGCUGACCCCUCUGCACAUGUCGCAGAGUGUCAGAUAACUCAGCCGCGCACACUUUCAACUCCGGCUCCUUUCCCCCGGCCCGCCUGUGGAGUCUCUCUCUCCUUUUUGUCCUGUGUGCAGUGCAGGUGACUGCGCGCAGAGCCCUUGAAUUCCACCAAAAUAUUUAACUAUCUUGCACUAGAGUCGAUUAAGGGGUUGCCAGUGUUUGUGUUUUCAAUGUUCAGCUGCAUAAUUCACCAAAGUAAUGCUCAUUGUGUUUGUUGGUGUGUCUGGACACAGUCCAGUGUGUAAACUCAUGUUACGUUUCGCAUCAUUUCUAUUUACUUGACACGCUAAAAGGUCUGGAAAUCUGAUUACCUGCGAGCGGUAAAGCUGAGCAUCACCGAAUGCUGCGGCAGCAGAAAGGGAAGAGGUGUCUUUAUCAUUUCUAGUGUCUGUAGACGAUAUAAGCCUCCUUAAGUAUGUUUAGUAAGCGAUGCAAGCCAAAGCCAUACAGUACCACAGCACAGUCUGAGAGGCUACAAGUGCUGCUAGUGCACUGUAAAUCUAUGCUACAGGCCAGCUCUAAACACAGCUCGAGUAUGCAAUACAUCAUGUGGAGCUGCGAGGUUCCUCCUUUCCUACUUAAAAAUAUUACUUUCCCUUGUUUUGUGUUCUGUGAAUCUACCUCUUUUAUCAAUCCAGUGUGUAAGCGAUCCACAGUUGCAUGCUUUUGAAUGUGCCACAGCUUGUCCAAACCUUUCCAUUUUACCAUUCAAUAUUCCUCAUAUUCCAUAUAAACAAAGAUAAGCUUGGUCCGCUAUAGCAGGAAAGGAGCAGAUAAAGCUUACUCCUUCGAGUAUGUCCCUCAAUCGCGCUUUUAAGAUAUUUUGCACAUGUGUAUGUUAAACGUGUUACACGGUAUACCCACCAAAAAAAAAACUUUGGUGCUUUUCUUAUCUACUCCUAAACGAAAGGCUUCCCGCACUUCCCAAACUUCGCUCAGCCCUUCCAAAAAAAACUAAAACAAAAAGAGUAUUUGGGUGUUUUCUGUUGUUUUGUAAAGUCUCUCACCUCAGUUUUUUUAUGCGUGGGUCUGCAUGCGUGAGGAGAUGUGUUGGUGUUUGACUGGUGACGUUUCUCCGGCGGCAGCUGAGAGCUGCUCCGAUGCAAUACUACUCACUCAGUCCCACAGUAGGUACCCGGCCUGCCAGAAUGAAUGAUGAAGGCAAUCAAAUUGUGUAUUUCAACUUGAGUGUGAAAAUCAAUGAAAGAGCUAUGGUUAUUUAUUUUGAUACAUCUCACUGAAUGCAAUAUGGGGCAGAUGCUGAUUUGUGUUUAAAAACGGGGAGCGGCGCGCUUCUCCCUGAUUAUUGCACUCGGCCCUGGAAAUAUGGUUCCGUUAAAGACUGUUAAAAAUAAACUGCAAUGAAUAAAGAAAAGUUUUUGUCUUUUAUUUUCAUAUUUUCCUUUUAUUUAAUAUGCAAACGCACCUAC